Molecule: messenger RNA, 273 nt
Organism: Ilex paraguariensis (yerba mate)
Lineage: Eukaryota; Viridiplantae; Streptophyta; Magnoliopsida; Aquifoliales; Aquifoliaceae
Source: the annotation of a GenBank genome assembly
AAGGUGGUAUUAAAGGUCAUGACCAUGACUGAUGAGAAGACAAGGCAAAAGGCUAUUGAAGCUGCUGCGGAUAUUUAUGGUGUUGAUUCGAUUGCUGCUGAUCUGAAGGAGCAGAAACUAACAGUGAUCGGAGAGAUGGACACAGUUGCGGUGGUGAAGAAGUUGAAGAAAGUAGGGAAGGUCGAUAUAAUAUCAGUUGGGCCAGCAAAAGAAGAGAAGAAAGAAGAAAAGAAAGAGGAAAAGAAAGAAGAACCCAAAGAAGAUAAGAAAUAA